AUGGCUGAAUUGGAGAAUAUUGAAGAGCCCCCACAGAAGCGGUCACGGCCCAACGAAGACGAGAAUGGCGCCACAAACGAUGCAACAGAAGCUGAGGAGGAUGAGGAUGACGAUGAGGAAGAAGAAGUGGUCCUUGUUGCUGGAAAAACGGUUCCCCUUCAGCGAGGUCACAUCGGAGAUGGUGGCAGAGAUGACCGAAGAGGAACGAGAUCGAUAUACGGCCUAUUAUGCAAGAGAAUUUGUAUUACUAAUAGAUGA
Molecule: messenger RNA, 258 nt
Organism: Ostertagia ostertagi
Lineage: Eukaryota; Metazoa; Nematoda; Chromadorea; Rhabditida; Trichostrongylidae
Source: the annotation of a GenBank genome assembly